UCCUCCAAAGGUAACGCUCUUGUAAAAAUAACACAAGUCUCGUUUCACUCUGUUAACACUGUAAAUGACCUUCAUGUGGUUCCACUGUGUCAGGAACCUCCGGCGUUGUAAGAGAGUGCCAGUAAAGAAGGGGAAGAAGAGAAAGAAGAGGCGGACAGAUAACUCUCAGGGUUCUCGCGUUGCUAAGCAGCCGCGUCUGCGCGGCAACAAAGGUCGUCAUGGGCGCAUCAGUAAUAGCUCUGCAGAUGACGGCAGCCUUAAUAAGAGCUGCAGUCACAGUAGCCAUGAAGAGACGAACUAUCAAGCAGACACACGUGUGUCUGUCGAGAUGAAUCCCUGCACAGUCGCUCUGGAAACCACCAACGCAAGACGGAAAACGCCAGAGAAGAAGACGAGUGGAUUCAGAGACUUGCUGGCCCAGCUCCGUGGAAGCAGCAGCAUAAUUGUCAGAGAAACACGUUGAUGAGACCCUGCUUACCACCAACCAAAGGUCCCAGGGCCAAAACAAUUCAAGCAACACACACACACACACACAGCAGAGUAUCCUGUGAUAGAAGCACUAUCAGCACCUGACACCUCGAAAACAGGAAAAACAUUUCAGCAGGGGCACAGACACAGAUGUACUGCAGUGUUUAGGGAGGAGCGUGAACGCAGCUAUAAAAACCCCCUGGACAAUAAUCUGUCUCCACUUCACUCUGCGGAGAACAGAGAGCCACGGUCCCCACCAUGUCAUACUAUGAGCACAUCGUCUUGGACUAUGACCUAAAUGACACGGGUUCAGGUUCUGGUUCUGGAGAGUUUGGGGUGGACCUGGAUGAGCCCUGCGAGGUGGAGCAUGUCAUGACCACUGAGCUUCAGCGGGUCUUCUUGCCGGUGGUCUACGCUCUCAUAUUCAUCCUGGGCAUCACAGGAAACGGCCUGGUCGUCGUCGUGCUGGGCUGCCAGCGCAGGUCAAAGUGCAGCCUCACAGACCGAUAUCGCCUCCAUCUCUCAGCUGCCGACCUCCUCUUUGUUCUGGCGCUCCCGUUCUGGGCCGUGGACGCGGCGCUGGCUGACUGGCGCUUCGGGGCGGCCACCUGCAUCGGUGUUCAUGUUAUUUACACGGUCAACCUGUACGGCAGCGUCCUCAUCCUGGCCUUCAUCAGCCUGGACCGCUACCUGGCAGUGGUCCGAGCCACAGAUACCAACACUGGUGGGCUGAGGCAGCUGCUGGCACACAGACUGGUGUAUGUAGGAGCAUGGUUUCCUGCAGCACUGCUGGCAGUGCCGGACUUGAUAUUUGCCAGGACUCAGGAAGGAGGAGAGGGGGCCACUCUGUGCCAGCGUUUCUACCCGGUGGACAAUGCUCCUCUCUGGGUCGCAGUCUUUCACCUCCAGCUGGUCCUCGUGGGUCUAGUGAUCCCCGGCUUGGUGCUGCUGGUGUGUUACUGUGUCAUUGUCACCCGGCUGACCCGGGGCCCGCUGGGGGGCCAGAGGCAGAAGCGGCGGGCGGUCAGGACCACCAUUGCGCUGGUGCUCUGCUUCUUUGUGUGCUGGCUGCCCUACGGAGCAGGCAUCUCUGUGGACACUCUGCUGCGCCUGGAGGUCCUGCCCCGCACCUGCAGACUGGAGGCGGUUCUGGGCGUGUGGCUGGCGGUGGCCGAGCCCAUGGCGUUUGCACACUGCUGCCUGAACCCGCUGCUGUACGCCUUCCUGGGAGCUGGGUUCAAGAGUUCAGCCCGCAGAGCGCUCACUCUGAGUCGGGCGUCCAGUUUGAAGAUUUUACCACGGAGGCGAGCUGGGGCUUCCACGACAACAGAGUCCGAGUCUUCUAGUUUACAUUCCAGUUAGUGUCGCCCUAGAGUAUGUGUGUACUGUAUAUACUGUGUGUGUGUGUGUCUGUGUCUGUGUGUGUGUGUGUGUGAGGACGUUUACACAAAGUUUCUGAGAAAGUAAGGAGCAGUCUGCUGGCUCAUGACUUGUCUUCUUCAUUGUAAAUUAUGUGUUUGAAAGGUUUUAAUGUUUAUAAUAAAACGAAAAAACAA
This is a messenger RNA of Solea solea (common sole), 2024 nucleotides long. Its product is annotated as C-X-C chemokine receptor type 4-like. The transcript is spliced from 5 exons. The record is from RefSeq and is a predicted model, not a curated record. Gene Ontology annotation, molecular function: G protein-coupled receptor activity. Gene Ontology annotation, biological process: immune response; G protein-coupled receptor signaling pathway; neurogenesis. Gene Ontology annotation, cellular component: membrane. NCBI's taxonomy places the organism in Eukaryota, Metazoa, Chordata, Actinopteri, Pleuronectiformes, Soleidae. The coding region runs from base 727 to 1830 and encodes 367 amino acids.